Molecule: messenger RNA, 441 nt
Organism: Echinococcus granulosus
Lineage: Eukaryota; Metazoa; Platyhelminthes; Cestoda; Cyclophyllidea; Taeniidae
Exons: 3
Coding region: 1-441 (146 amino acids)
Source: RefSeq, a predicted model, not a curated record
AUGGCACGUAAAGCAUUGUUGAGCGUCAAUACUGGAACCGACAAUUUUUUGCUCAAUGACUAUUUACCAGCGCUUUCGGAAUUCGGUCAUGUGGAACCUCACCCUGGUCUACCUAGAGAGAGAACAGUUUUUAAUGCCCCAAAAAAGUCUCACGAAACGGUACACGUCUACGACGCCAUCGACCCCAAGAAAAUGGCAAUCUUUAACCCGAGGCUGCGUCGAGAUGAUAGACGCCACGACAAGCGAGUCGACCUAAACAUUUCUGAGGAGGAGGAUGCGAAGCCGGUUCCGUCAAGAGUUUCAUCAGAUAUUGGACAUUACUUGAAGAGACAAUGCGAUCCACAAGACAGAUCUCACGUCCACAUUCAACUGGUGGAAAAUCAGUUCUUCCGACGCAAUGGGGUCGAUUUCAAGAACCUCAUGGUGGAUCAGGAUCACUAG